Molecule: messenger RNA, 3679 nt
Organism: Ruditapes philippinarum (Manila clam)
Lineage: Eukaryota; Metazoa; Mollusca; Bivalvia; Venerida; Veneridae
Product: small VCP/p97-interacting protein-like
Exons: 3
Coding region: 88-324 (78 amino acids)
Biological process (GO): negative regulation of VCP-NPL4-UFD1 AAA ATPase complex assembly; positive regulation of autophagy; negative regulation of retrograde protein transport, ER to cytosol
Cellular component (GO): endoplasmic reticulum membrane
Source: RefSeq, a predicted model, not a curated record
AUAAGCAUGUAAAGACAUUUUGGUUUCCAUCUCCAAGCUAAUUUAAAUAAACAGUGCGAGGAACCAGUCUUGUUUACUGCUGGAAAAAUGGGUUCUUGUUUGGCAAUAUGUUUUAAAGGUGGAGGAGACUUAGACCAGCCGUCAAUGGAACUACGCCGGCAGCAGCAGGCUGAGGCAGCUGAGCGGCGUCAGAGGGAGCUUGAGGGCAGAGGGGUAAAGGAUCCCGAGGCUUUAAAACGAAAACAGAAAAGACAGGAAGAAAUGGAGAAAGCACAACUUACUCAAGGAAACAAAGAUUCUAACCUGAAGUGGCAGGUGUCAUGAAAAGAAGUGUUGUAAUGCAAUCCCCAUGCCAACUACAAGAAGCUUUUAUUUAGCUUGUUUUUUUUUUAUCCAUAAUGUGUUUUUAAAUGUUGGUUAUAUUUAUUAUCUUUAUGAUUAUAUUUUAUAAGCCACUAGCAUUCAAUAGGACAAAAAUCACCAAUGUAUCCUUGGGACUUUAGCAAGAAACUGAGCAUCAUCAUACUCUCAUAUACUAAGUCUUGUUCAUUCAUAGCUGAUAACAAAGGUUAUUAUACAAGCCUUUAAUAAUAUUAUAUAAGAUAGAUAGUAAGUCUUGAUAAAACCUCUAAAUUCCAAUUGGAAUUAUUUCAUUUCAUGAUUAAAUGAUGUCAAAUAUUAUGCCUUUAAAGAAUUUUCUUCUGGCUGCAUAAAGUGGCCAGUUUAUCUAUCUGUUUCUCCUAUACAGCUACGUAUUUUUAGUCAUAACUCUUUUUAUCUAUUUGACUAGUAAAAUUGUUAUCUUAGAAAUUUGUAUUUACGUAUCUUUCAUGGGCUUCUUUUUUCUGGAUAGAUUUGAGCUCAAAAUGUUAGUUAUUCUACCUUUUCUCAGAGAAUGUCAGUAAUAUUCAUUUAACUGAUAUCUUAAGUAUUAAAAAGUAGGUCAAGGUCAAUAACACAAUGUCAUAGAGGUAAACAGAUUUUUAUCCUUCUUUUAUUCUCAUAGAGUUCUUCAUAAUCUUGAGAGAUUCUAAAAAGAAAUGGUACAUGUAUAAAUUUUGUACCUUCUACCCUUGCAUAGGUUUUGAGGUAGAUGGUAGCUUAGAAUUGGGACUGUUUUACCUACAUUUACACAUUAUUUUGCAAUAUUUAUUUUAUGCUGUGUUAUAUUUGGGACUUUGGGCGCAUCCGCUGGUGUUACUGAUACAUUUGUGUUUGUCUUGUUUAAUUCUUCGUUUCUUUACAUGUAUAAUAAUUAUGAUGACUUAACAUUUUAUAUUUUGAUAUUGUGACUAUGAACCUACCUCUACAAUACUUUUAUCUGUUGAGGUUGUUUAAAUUGGCACUACAUGUGCUUUUAUACCAGAAGUGCUUUAUCUUAAUUGAAAAUUGCAUAAUAUUAAAGUUAUUUUUGUGUAUUAUACAGAAUAAGUAUGUAACAAGAAAUCGACUCAAUUUCCUCAAUCUAAUUAGAAUAACUUUAGUGUAAAUACCUUUUUGCUGCUGUUAGAAUUUGCCUAAUGUGAGUAAUUGGAAGUGCAUAUGCCAUCACUGCCUUGUAUUAUUUUUUGACAACUUUUUCUAAUUUAAUAUGACAGUUUUUAAGUUAUUUCUGGUCUAAUUUUAGACAUAAAAAGUUGAUAAGUAUCCCAAAUUUCCAUCAAAAUAAAAAUACUGGAUUUUUUAAGAGACUGACAAUAUUUACUGUUCGGAAUGAAAAUUGGUGAAAAUAUGAUUUUUUUUAUGAUUUCUUUAUAAGAGCAUAGACAAUACAUACUGUAUAGUAUACAAACAGAUAUAUGUUUAAGAAUGUAAAACUUAUAAGUACAUAAGAACUUCAAUUUUUAACUUUUAGGAAAAAUUCACCUUCUAAUAUUGUAUGCCCAAUCAAUAUCUCUUAUGUACUUUUUUUUUGGCCCAGUCUAUUAUCCGAUUGAAUGAGAUUGGUGUUUAUGUAUCAUCAAAGAUUCAAACCAAUUACAGUGAAGUUUAUACAGUCAAAACGUUAAUUAAUUAAACCUAUUCUGAGGUGAGGUAUAUUCAAACUAAUUAUAAGUUUUGUCUAGUGUUUUAUCAUUGUAAGCAUGUUCGAUCUUUCUUAUCAACAGUAACUAAGUGUGUGUGUUAAUGUAUUAUGUAUUUAUUGUGUAUAUGUUUAAUCAGAGACUUAUAUUACAGAUAAAUCUGUGGUUUUAUGAAUGAAAAUCAAUAUAUUAGAAUAAGUUAACUAAAACACUUUGAAGAAAGAUUGUAUGUAUCUCCAGUCUGAGUUGUCUCGAAUAAAAAGCAGCUGCUUAUUGACAUAUAAUAGAAAAUAUCCUCUUUUGCAGACUCUUUAUCUAUUAAAAGAGUGAGCUAUUGUGAUUUAUCAACGUCAGUGUCUGCCUGUAAACCGUUUUAUUUAAUCAUCAUCAAUAUUAUAUGAGCCGCGUCACGACAAAACCAACAUAAGCAUGGAUCCAGACCAGCCUGCACAUCCGCGCAGUCUGAUCAGGAUCCAUGCUGUUUGCUAUCAGAUUCUCUACUUGUAAUAGGGUUGGUAAGCGAACAGCAUGGAUCCUGAUCAGACUGCGGGGAUGCGCAGGCUGGUCUGGAUCCAUGCUGAUCCCAAACCCAUUAUGUUGGUUUUGACGUGACGCGGCUCAUAUAUAGAUUAUAAUAAACACUCUUCAAACAUCUUCUUGUCAUAAACAUUGUACCUGUGUCAAAACAUUUUGAUCAAAUUGUUCUAUAUUUUAAAUAAUUUAUCCUUAGUGUACGAGUUGCUGUAUAAAUGUAUACAUUAACAUCUUGCCAUCUUCCUACAUGUGAUAAGUUUUUAACAAGUUGAUUCUUAUCUGUCAUUCUAUUCUGUUCAAAUAGCUUUGAUUUAUGUUCAAAUAUCUUAUAUAGACUUCAGAAUUCUGUUCUUGAACAUGUUGCUCCUCCAGCUUUGAUAAACUUUCAUAAAAAUAAUAGUCCCAUUAGUCUGAUAGGUAGAAUAUAUUGCCUCAAGCAGGCUUAUAAUUAAUUAAUAUACUCAUAUAUAGCAACAUACAAUGUAUUAAUAUAAAAGUUCACCAUCUCUUAACUUGCUGAAUGUCUAAAUAAACUUUUUCAUCUUAAAUUUUUGGAACUUUUCUUUAACAAAUUCUGGCAAUAUCAGGAUGAAGGUUUUAAGUCGGUCAGCCAACAGUGUGAGUCCCAGUCAGACUGCAUGGAUGUGCAGGCUGGCCUGAUCUAAUAUUGCUGAUAAGGCCAAUCACUUUAAUUCCUCGCCUCAGGUGAUCAUUAUUAUAAUGAUGAUGACACUAUUAACUUAUACAUUAAAAGGGCAAUUAACAUUGGUUGUGAUGUAAUCUUUAUAUAUUCUAUAAUGAAAUUUAUCUUUAUAUUAACAACUGUAUAUUUCCUAUUAAAAUGCCUUUUUAUGUUCUUGUGUAUAGAAGUGUAAUGUUUCACUUUUAUGUAGUUUUAAUAAGUUAUCUUUGAGUUCAUUUUACCAAAUUAUUUGCUUCAUAUAUAGGUAUUAAAAAAAUGAACCAAAAGAACAUGUCAAUCACUGAUAUGAGUUUAAAUUGUAUAAUAAGGAAGUUUUGUUGUGGAAAUAUAUUUAUAUUAUGUAUUUGUUAUCAUGAAGAUAUUUAUUUAUCACUGAAUCAUUAGAGGAAUGUACUAUUGCAUACACAAUCUGCAUCAA